Lasiosphaeria miniovina is the source of this 1265-nucleotide messenger RNA. RefSeq names its product polyubiquitin. Gene Ontology annotation, molecular function: protein tag activity; ubiquitin protein ligase binding. The record is from RefSeq and is a predicted model, not a curated record. The transcript has 2 exons. The coding region runs from base 188 to 1105 and encodes 305 amino acids. NCBI's taxonomy places the organism in Eukaryota, Fungi, Ascomycota, Sordariomycetes, Sordariales, Lasiosphaeriaceae. Gene Ontology annotation, biological process: protein ubiquitination; modification-dependent protein catabolic process. Gene Ontology annotation, cellular component: nucleus; cytoplasm.
GGCGGCCUGACCAACUCUCUCGCCUUCCUAUUUAACCUCUAACCACUCUUCUUUCCCUCACCACUUUCUUUUCCAUUUACAACCACCAACCAUCUCCCCUCUUCUAGGAAUCCUCCACAAAGAAGAACCCAAAUAUCCUAUCGAUACCUCCAACACCACACUUGAGAUCUCACAUCACUUCGUCAAGAUGCAGAUCUUCGUCAAGACUCUGACUGGCAAGACCAUCACCCUCGAGGUCGAGUCUUCGGAUACCAUUGACAAUGUCAAGUCGAAGAUUCAGGACAAGGAGGGCAUUCCGCCUGACCAGCAGCGCCUAAUCUUUGCCGGCAAGCAACUUGAGGAUGGCCGCACCCUCUCCGAUUACAAUAUCCAGAAGGAGUCGACUCUCCACCUUGUCCUCCGUCUCCGUGGUGGCAUGCAGAUCUUCGUCAAGACAUUGACUGGCAAGACCAUUACUCUGGAGGUGGAAUCCUCGGAUACCAUCGACAAUGUCAAGUCGAAGAUUCAGGACAAGGAAGGCAUCCCCCCCGACCAACAGCGCCUGAUUUUCGCCGGAAAGCAGCUUGAGGAUGGCCGUACCCUCUCGGAUUACAACAUUCAGAAGGAGUCCACUCUCCACCUUGUCCUCCGUCUCCGUGGUGGCAUGCAGAUCUUUGUCAAGACUCUGACCGGCAAGACGAUCACAUUGGAGGUAGAAGGUUCAGACACAAUCGACAACGUGAAGUCGAAGAUCCAGGACAAGGAAGGCAUCCCCCCCGACCAGCAGCGAUUGAUCUUCGCUGGAAAGCAGCUUGAGGAUGGCCGGACUCUUUCUGACUACAACAUUCAGAAGGAGAGCACCCUGCACUUGGUACUCCGGCUUCGUGGUGGCAUGCAGAUUUUCGUGAAGACGCUCACUGGGAAGACGAUCACAUUGGAGGUCGAGUCAUCGGACACGAUCGACAAUGUAAAGUCCAAGAUUCAAGACAAGGAGGGUAUCCCGCCCGAUCAGCAGCGAUUGAUCUUCGCUGGAAAGCAGCUUGAGGAUGGUCGGACUCUUUCCGACUACAAUAUCCAGAAGGAGAGCACCCUCCACUUGGUGCUGCGUCUUCGCGGCGGCCAGUAAGCGGUUCUUUUUUGUUUGGGAUUGGUUUGGGGUGGAUUUACACAACGGCGUUCAGCGAUUUCGGAUAGUCGCCGGAACGGACAUACAUAGCUAGGUAACUGAGCACAGCUCACCCCAAGUAGCAAUGUCUAUUUGACUCUUGGAGUCUAAUUUUACAUCC